AUGAACAAGAGCGGAACCGGACAGGGCCAGUGGCCGGCUGAUGUUGGCAUUGUUGGAAUACAGAUCGUCUUCCCGUCACAGUUCGUCGAUCAGACAGAGCUGGAAGCGUUCGAUGGGGUGUCGGCCGGCAAGUAUACCGUCGGGCUGGGCCAGCAACGGAUGGGCUUCUGUUCCGACCGGGAGGACAUCAACUCCCUAUGCCUGACCGCCGUACGCAAGCUGCUCGACGAGCAGAAGAUUCCCUUGUCGCGGAUCGGCCGCCUCGAGGUCGGGACCGAGACGAUCGUGGACAAGUCGAAGAGUGUAAAGUCGGUGCUGAUGCAACUGUUCGAACCGGAAGGUGUGACCGAUCUCGAAGGGAUCGAUACGACUAACGCGUGUUACGGUGGGACGGCCGCAUUGCUGAACGCGAUCAACUGGAUUGAAUCGUCUAGCUGGGACGGCCGUUUGGCGCUGGUCGUGUGCGGUGAUAUAGCGGUGUACGCGCAGGGAUCGGCUCGCCCUACCGGGGGGGCCGGUGCGGUGGCCAUGCUCAUUGGGCCGGAUGCACCGCUACGCUUCGAGCGCGGACUGCGGGCGACCUACAUGAAACAUGCGUACGAUUUCUACAAACCCGACCUCAGCUCCGAGUAUCCCGUCGUGGACGGGAAGCUUUCGAUCCAGUGCUACCUAAGUGCCCUUGAUGCGUGCUAUCAGCUGUACCGGUCGAAGUUUGCCCAGCGCCACCCGGACAUUGUCACGCCCGUCACGCUCGACACAUUCGAUGCGGUUAUCUUCCACAGCCCGUACUGCAAGCUGGUGCAGAAGUCGUUGGCACGUAUUGGGCUGAACGAUUUCGUGCUAACGCCGCCCGAUCAGCGUGCCACGCUGUUCCCGGGCUUCGAACAGUUCGCGAACGUGCGGCUCGAGGAUACGUACUUCGAUCGGGACGUGGAGAAAGCGUUUAUGACGCAGUACGCGCCGGUGUUUGCGGCCAAAACGAAACGCUCACUGCAUCUGGCCAGCCAAGUCGGUAACAUGUACACGCCGUCCGUGUACAGCUGUCUGGUGUCGUUGCUGGUCGGUUCGGAUGUGGACGAGCUACUGGGCAAGCGGGUUGGCGUGUUUUCCUACGGUUCCGGGCUGGCAUCCUCGAUGUACUCGAUCGCGGUUACAACCGACCGGGACCGAUUGGCCGAUUUCAAACGUCAGCUUAACUACGUUCAACCGUUGCUGGAUCGUCGAACGAAGGUAGACCCGGCCGAGUUUACCAAGCUGAUGGAGGUGCGCGAGAAGAACAACCAUGCGGCACCGUACGAACCGUCCGGUUCCGUUGAUGUACUGUUCCCGGGCACCUACUACCUGAAGGCGGUCGACUCGAUGCACCGACGGACGUACGAACGUGUGCCACCGGAGCAACCUUCCUCGUGAGCCACCACCAUGACCAGAGCCGGAACGAAAGUUGAUUUCAA
Messenger RNA from Anopheles marshallii, 1451 nucleotides. Its product is annotated as hydroxymethylglutaryl-CoA synthase 1. The record is from RefSeq and is a predicted model, not a curated record. Gene Ontology annotation, molecular function: hydroxymethylglutaryl-CoA synthase activity. Gene Ontology annotation, biological process: acetyl-CoA metabolic process. Bases 1 to 1410 code for a protein of 469 amino acids. The transcript has a single exon. NCBI's taxonomy places the organism in Eukaryota, Metazoa, Arthropoda, Insecta, Diptera, Culicidae.